Messenger RNA from Ornithodoros turicata, 1224 nucleotides. RefSeq lists its product as uncharacterized. Lineage: Eukaryota; Metazoa; Arthropoda; Arachnida; Ixodida; Argasidae. Bases 1 to 1224 code for a protein of 407 amino acids. The transcript has a single exon. The record is from RefSeq and is a predicted model, not a curated record.
AUGGAUUCAGCCAGCACAAAAAAUCAAGAUCGACCCUUGAAAAGGGGUCGCACCGAUAGAGUUAGACUUGAUGUCGUAAGUUUAAACCCGGAACCCUGGUUCCCCAAAGUACUUGUGAUAAAAUCGGACAAUGAAUCCAAACCUCUUGCGAAAAUAUCACCAUUUCUAGUAGCAAAGGAACUAGAGAAACUUCUAGGCAAGUCUUACAAUGCUAAAAAGCUAAACACUGGGGAUCUUCAGGUUGAAGUCCACACAAAACAACAGAGUACCGCACUCCAAGGAGUGAAACAGGUUGGUGACAUCAAAGUUACGGUCACAACACACCGCACCUUAAACAUAGUGAAAGGUGUGAUAUCCGAGGAUGAACUCCUUUCUUGUUCGGAAGCAGAGAUAGAGGAAGGAUUGAAGGAUCAAGGGGUUGUAUGUGCAAAGCGCAUUGUAAUGAGAAGGGAUGGUAACGAAAUCCAAACAAAGCACGUAAUACUCUCUUUUCAGCUACACACACUCCCGUCAGAGAUCAAAGCUGGCUACAUUAACUGUCGUGUACGACCAUUCAUUCCAAACCCCAGACGAUGCUUUAAAUGUCAACGUUUCGGCCACAGCUCCCAGAUGUGUCGCGGACAACAAGCUUGCCCAAAGUGUGCCGGUAAUGACCACACGCCGGAGUCAUGUAGCAAAGAAUGUCACUGUGUCAAUUGUCAAGGCAGCCAUCCGGCAUAUUCGAGGUCAUGCCCACGCUGGAAAGACGAAAAAGAUAUACUUAGAAUCAGGACCGAACAAAAACUGACGUACAAGGCAGCAAAAGCACAGCUGGACUUUCAAAAGAGAGGAACGUUUUCUGAGGUGGUGCGUAGGGGAGUGGCACCACUCAGAGUAUCCGUGGAGACCCAAACUUGUGGGCCUCCACUCCACACUCCCCAUACACAAGAAACGUCUGCGGAGAGUUCGCCUCCGCCGGCUCCCGCCACAAUCUCUACGGAGGUUGAUGGCACGUUUUCAGUCUGGGUUGGGCUCACUGGGAGCUCAUCCCAGACUGCCACACGCGCAAUGGAGCUUGACGAUGAUGACUGCAUGUCGCAGAAAUCAUCGUCAAGUCUUCCAAGUACACUGGACCAGAGAGCUCCUUCCCAAGGGAAGGAGCAAAGAGAAAAACAUGGAGGUCGAGGUAGAGGCAAGUCAAAGGAUAAACAGAGGCCCCCCCCGCCAAGGGUCACACCCCCUUAA